Dimorphilus gyrociliatus is the source of this 903-nucleotide messenger RNA. The record is from the annotation of a GenBank genome assembly. Lineage: Eukaryota; Metazoa; Annelida; Polychaeta; Dinophilidae.
AUAAUAACAUAGACAGAUACAAUGUCCAAAAGUGUGAAUUUGGCAUCUUCUGUUUUUCGUACGGACAUCUUUUCAAAUAAAUGCUCCAUAGUAACUGGAGGAAGUAAAGGAAUUGGAAAAGCGAUUGCUAUCGAACUAGCGAGCUUAGGGUCAAAAGUUGUCAUAGCUUCAAGAAAUUCUAAAGAAAUACAAGAAUCUGCAGAAUCAAUUAAAAGUAUAACAGGAAAUGAACAUAUAUAUGGAAUAGAAUGUGAUAUUCGUAAAGAAGAAUCAGUUAAAAAUCUAGUAAAAAGCUCUAUAGAUAAAUUAGGAGGAAUUAAUUUUCUUGUCAACAAUGCUGGAGGUCAAUUUCCAUGUCCAGUAGAAAAUAUGACAAUUAAAGGUUGGAAAGCUGUGAUAGAAAAUAACCUUCACGGACCAUUUAUUAUGUGCAAAGAAGUGUUCGAUUCUUAUAUGAAAGAAAAUGGAGGAUCAAUAGUAAAUAUUCUAGCAGAAUUUAAAAGAGGAUUUCCUCUAAUGGCGCAUACUGGAGCAGCAAGAAGCGGUAUGGAUAAUUUAACGAAAACCUUAUCAAUGGAAUGGGCUAGCUAUGGAAUUAGAGUUAAUGCCGUUAUUCCAGGAACAAUUGUACACAAGUCUAUGAUAAAGCACUACGGAGAGAAAUUUACGUCUGUUUUAGACAUUUUACGAAAAAAAAUCCCAGUUCAAAGAUAUGGAACGUGUGAAGAGGUCUCAGGUGCAGUUUGUUUCUUACUAAGCGACGCAGCGAGUUUUAUGACUGGUGGAAGUAUUAUUGUGGAUGGAGGACAAACACUAAUAACGCCUACAUCUUUAUUUAACGUACCAGAACAUAGCAAACUCCCUGCUUUCCAAUGGCUAAACAAUGUAAAAUCAAAAAUAUAA